Petromyzon marinus (sea lamprey) is the source of this 3150-nucleotide messenger RNA. RefSeq names its product cell adhesion molecule 2-like. The record is from RefSeq and is a predicted model, not a curated record. Lineage: Eukaryota; Metazoa; Chordata; Hyperoartia; Petromyzontiformes; Petromyzontidae. Gene Ontology annotation, biological process: homophilic cell-cell adhesion.
UGGUUCGCUCCUCGUGCCGCUGGAAUUGAGAAUCGACACCAACAAAACGACUCAUCCACUCCCUCCCUACACCGUCCGUCCGCUCGUCGCCACAGCAGCGGCAGCAGCAGCAGCACCAUCCAGGCACGUCGCCUGGUGCGAGAUACAGCACAGUGCUCGUCGGGUGGGGGAGAUCAGCGGUUCGAUCAGUGCAGUGCUCUCGGUAGCGACCGUUUCACAGCCGUACUCCGACGUUCCAAAUUAUUCAUCAUCCCGCGCGUGAGAUUUUUUUUUGGGGAGGGGGGGGGGAGCUAGACAGGCGAGCGAGUGAGCGAGCGAGCGGGCGAGUUGGUGAGAGAAAGCGAACGAACGGGCUUGGAGGGCUGCGCCGUCAGCGCUGGUAUAGAUAGGAUAGCGGCGAACGAGGCGAGCGAAUUAAGCGAGAGAUGGCGCUGGAAUAGCGACGAGCAAGGAGCAUCGCGCACGAUUCAAGCUCCGUUCGCUGUUGAGACUUGGCGUAAAUAGGUGAAGGCGCGCUACGCAGAGGCACGUCGGAGCAGUGGCGUGUGAGUGGGGCAGAGCGCGCACUCACUCACGCAGACUCACUCACUCAAGCACAGGAGGGGUAAGGAGGCGCAGCACACGCACGCACAGGCGCAGAGGGGGUGUGAGAAGAGCUGCGCUGGUGCUGAGGAGAGUUAUGCGCAAGAGUGGCUCGGGAUGAUGGGCAGGAUGCGGCUCCUACUCCUGUGCAGCAGCCUCUGCGCCGUGGCGUUCCCGCACGUGGAAAGCCAGAAAAACAACAACAAGGGCCACGUACGUGCGUGGGCCAACCGCAAUGGCACACUCGUCGAGGGAGAAGAGCUGCAGCUGAGCUGCCACGUGGACCACACGGACGGCUCGCCCAUCCAGUGGUCCAACCCGGCGCAGCAAACCCUCUUCUUUGAGAACAAGAAAGCCCUGAAGGACGUGCGCAUCGAGCUGGUGCGGCACACGCACCGCGAGCUGCACAUCUCCGUCUCCAACGUGACGCUGUCGGACGAGGGCGACUACACGUGCGCGCUCUUCACUCGGCCAAUCCGCCUCGCCUCCACCUACGUCACGAUCCUCGUGCCCCCGAAGCAGCCGGUGAUGUCGAGCAUCCAGGGGCCGAUCGAGCAGGGCGACCGGGUCCGCCUGACAUGCCGGACGCGAGGCAGUAAGCCCGUGGCGAACAUCCGAUGGUUUCGUGGAAACAAAGAGAUCGAAGCGGGCGAAACGACGUGGGAGGUGGAGGAGAACGGCCGCACGAGUUCGCUCGUGAGCCACGUGGAGUUUUUGGCCGCCCCCGAGGACGACGGGGCGCCCGUCACGUGCCAGGUGGAGCACCCCGCCCUGCGGGGCGGCCCGCCCCUCCGCUCGCACCGCUCCCUCGAAGUUCUGUACAAACCCAUCAUCAACAUCAUCGCUUCCAGCAGAAGCGUCCGCGAGGGAGACAAACUGGAGUUGAUCUGCAACGCCACAAGCAAGCCCAGCCCCGAGCGGGUGCAGUGGGUGCGCGUCGACGGCGAGAUGCCCGAGCGCGCCAACGUAUCGGGCACCAAGCUGCUGUUGGCGGCGCUCAACAAGACGGACAACGGCACGUACCGCUGCGAGGCGAGCAACCGCGUGGGCUCCUCCACCGACGAGUACACCCUCGUCGUGCAAGAUCACCCCAAUACAAUCCAUCCCACCGCCAGCUUCCCUGCAGCAAAGCCGACACGUGCAGAUAUGGUGCCACUGGCGGCGCGCGGGGCGGAUCACGCGGUGGUGGGCGGCGUCGUGGCGGUGGCGGUGUUCGCCACUCUCUGCCUGCUCGUCAUCCUGGGACGCUACCUGGCCAGGCAUAAAGGAACGUACCUGACCAACGAGGCGAAAGGCGCCGAGGGGACUCAAGAGGCGGACACUCCAAUCGUGGGAGCGGACGGCGUGCAGAACAACACGGAGGAGAAGAAGGAGUACUUCAUUUGACCUUGCGGGAAAGAAAAAAAAUUGCGUAAAUAAAGCCACAACAGAGGGCGCUGAAAAUUCAUGCCAAGGCCCCCCCGGAAGAAGGGGUUGGUGCCGGUGUUGCGAGCGUCCGCUGUUUAGGAUGAGCGUGGUCAUUAAUUUUCAGUUGCCCCCGUUAAAUCUGAAGGAGCCACAAGUAUACGUGCCCGCGUUAUUUUAACACCGUUUGGAGUGGCAUUACCAUUGGGAUACAUCCUCACCCGUCGCGGCUCUGAGGGAAAUAUACAAUAAGUCUGAAAAUAUUUUUUUUGAAAUUCAUGACUGUGGUUAAACAAAAUAAAUGUGUGUUGCCGCAUAUUUUACAUUUCCUAAAAAAUGUACCCCCAAAAGUAGAUAAGUUCUCAUCACACCGUAAAGUUUGUUACUUGUAUAAAAUUAAUCACAUUGGCGUUCAAUGUGUGGCACGUGAAAUCCCCCCUCUGCACAACAUCUUGGGAACCCCUCCGGAUCUUGCGUUAGUAACUCUUGAUGCUCACACACGGGGGUAUAUUAUUCACACUCAUCCUCUUCAUCUAAAUGACUUUGCACAGGUAGAGCAUGCAAAUUAGCGAGAGGUGGACAUUAAUUUUGAAACGGGCAUCACCUAGGUACUGGGAAACUUGAAAAAACGUGUAAAAAGAAUCCUCUCCAAAGACAUGUCCUUUAAAGGACUGAUGUCAUUGCUCCAUAGAAUUGCAAAUCGACCUUGAGUCAUUAUGAAUCCAUUGGUUAAUUGUUCAACACAUUUUUUUGUGCACGUGCUGAUAAUUGGAUGUUGUAUAUUUGACUAAGCGGUUAAAUGUCUAAUCAUCGCGUUUAAUGGGCAAACGUUAGUUAAAAAUGAUGUUUAAUGAGGACAAACAAUUAAAACUUAAAAUUAGAGUCAAACGUUGCUCGUGUAAAUUUAUGCCCUGUGGUGUAUCGAAAUCUGGGGAACCAUCUGGAGUUCUGCUGGUGUAAGGUGGUCGGGAAAAUGCACAGUCCAGGCCAUUCGUCCGCACAGCAUACAGCGUGCGUGUGCGUAGACACUUCAGUAUUGAGGGCAUGCAAUUGCUGUCAACUAAACCAUUGCUCUGUGUGUGAUUGACUCAUCGCCUGUUGCAUUUGUGAAUCACAAAUACUUUCUUCAAAUAUAAAAAAUACAAAUUAACGGUAUGUCUGACA